AUGGCGUCCCAAAAGUCCAUCACCCAAUUGCUAUUAAAUCUCAUCCACAAACGAGCACCCGAACUUUUUCCCGAUGGACCUCCUCAAGAAGCUGAACCUUGUCUAAUUUGCAAGAAAGAAAUCCUGGAAUCACUUGCUUUUUUUAAAUGUAGACCUUUGUUUCGUUCAACGCGAUGUCCAGAGUACCAUAACCCUAUCAACGAAAAAAUUGGCAUAAAUGAAGCACGAAAAGUAGAAAAGCUGUUAAUAUUUUUGCGCGAGCUACAGGGUGAUAUAAUGGAUGAAGAUGAUGUCCUGGCAGAUUAUCGGCAUCGGGGAAUCUUCGUAACGUGUACCGAAAACUUGGAAAAAAUGAAUCUCAGAGCAUAUAUUGUUAUUUUGAAUUUGGCAUAUCUUCCUGCGUUCAGAUGUUUGGAGGCAGUCUGUUGGGCGUCCCUUAAGCAUACGUGUUUAAGGCAUAUGUCCCAGUAUGCUGUUUUCCAGGAUGCGUUCACCAUACCUACUGUCGUUAGGCAUAUCUUCCUGCGUUCAGAUGUUUGGAGGCAGUCUAUGUUUGAAUCCAUUGUGAUGGAAUAUCUCGAUAAGACGAAAUGUAAAGAUUGGUCAGUCUUUGGAAUUCUUGAAUUUGCGCGAUCGAACUCGAAAUUAUCAGUGGCAACAAUUGACGAUUUCAAGGAAGAUUUAUACUCAAUAUUAUGUAGCUAUAACGACAAAUGUAACAUCCACGUAUUUGCCAAAAACAAGGCGGCGAAGAUUCUAUCAAAUUUUGACUCAGUUUUCUCGAGUACCAAAGUGAGACAAUUUAUUAAAGAUCUUGAAUAUCAUGAGGAAGCGCGAAUAAAUGUAACAUCAACUUACACUGCCACAGUAUUAGAGGAUCAACGAGAAAACCAAAAACUUAUCGAUCAUUUACGAGAGACAUCCAAUUUAGAAAAGGGAAAGGAGCGUGAAAAAAUUACUAGACCACUUGAUGCGGAAGAUGAUGACCAUUCGCAUAAACGUCAGCGUAAUGAUGAUGAACUUUCAGAUUCGAUAAAGAUUUCAGAUUAUGAAGAAUUCUUCAUUGAAUGGGAAUUUGAUACACUGAUACUAAAUUGGAUAGAACGAUUAUCGCAAACUCAUCAGUCAUUGAUGUCUGAUGUUUUUCAAUAUGAUCAAAAAACUCGUUACGUAUUAUCAUCAAAUCCAUUCUGGUGGAAAAUCGUUGAUAUAUCUGAUCCAAAAAUCACGGACCUUAUGUCGAAUGAAGAAUUAUCGGAGCUAAAUUCAAAAUUUUCAUCUAUUUUGGAAAACUGGAAAAUAUUAGAACCCGAAGCAGAAAGAUGCAUACAAUCUCUUGAAAAGCUCGAUAAUGAUCAGCUUCGCAUUAUUGGUGAAACAGUUAGACCAAAAGGAACGUAUGGAGCCAUUCUUGAACUUCAAAAAUUAUUGGAAAAUAAAAAGGAACAGAAAGCCUUGGAAUUUGACAAUUUAUUUGGAGAUGAAAAAGAUUUUACCAAAGAGGAUGGUGGAGAUCACAAAGAGAUUUUAUCACUGACUCUCGAAGAUCAUACAAAUCCAGAUGUCGCUUUUAUUUUUGAUUUAAUUCGAUAUACAUGUGAAAUGAUCGCAAAAGGAAUUACUCAACGAUCUAAUUCUGAACGAGAUAUCGAUAUCUUUAUAAAGAGACAUAUUUUUUCUUGUUUCGAUACGAUUUUAGACAGCCAUUUUGGUGAGGUGGUGUCGAGAGCAUCCAGAAAUCGUCGGGCAGAGGCAGUAAAUGCACCCAGUAAUGCCGAGGGUUAUCAUUUGGAUUGGAUGUUCACGAGGCAUGAUCUGGAUAGGGAACUAUGUAGGGGUCGUGAAUUUUCUCUUUGUGAACGCACCGGUUCAAAAACGGAAGACACGCCCAAAAUCUUCUCAAAUACUCUCAAAGUGCAAAAAACUUUAAGAGAUAUGCACCGAAAUUUAAUCGAAACGAUAUCUACCGAGGGAGGUGGGACACUGUCAAGACCGGUUCUCCAAGCGAGCACAAAAUUGUUGAUGCCCGGAUUUCUGUCGUCAUACUUUUUUAUGCGCGCAAUUCUUAUUAUCUACGUUGGGGGUGGAUUUUAUGCAUCCGCGAAUUUAGCUGAUUUCUACAUUCCAUCGAAAUAUCAAGAACUCGAAUUUAUCAUUAAAAUAUCACGGUCUAUGCUCCAGAUAAAAAAAUUAUUAUCAGUUACUAUCUCCUGGUUCAAGAAAAUGAAGAACAGGGCUGAAAAAGAGAAAUUUAUAUCUGGGAAGGUGGAGCCAUCUCCUACAAAAGAUAUUUCACCACCUAUCGAGAGCCAUUCUGAUGAGGAGAAAGGUAUUACUCCUAAUCCCUUGCCUAAAAUAGAACAUAGCUCAACCCAAUCUGAAUCUUCAGCAUCACCUAUUCACACAGAGACUAAAAAAUCAGAGGACGAGGACUUUAAAAUCUUGGAUAGAGCACAAAAAGAAACGAUUAGUGAGAAAAUGAGAGAAAAGAACCGGGAAAAGAAACUUCAAGGAUCACUUAAUAAAUAA
Acaulospora morrowiae is the source of this 2529-nucleotide messenger RNA. NCBI's taxonomy places the organism in Eukaryota, Fungi, Glomeromycota, Glomeromycetes, Diversisporales, Acaulosporaceae. The record is from the annotation of a GenBank genome assembly.